Messenger RNA from Stegastes partitus (bicolor damselfish), 6413 nucleotides. RefSeq names its product spermatogenesis associated serine rich 2 (gene spats2). The record is from RefSeq and is a predicted model, not a curated record. Gene Ontology annotation, molecular function: protein binding. The transcript has 13 exons. The coding region runs from base 334 to 1815 and encodes 493 amino acids. Gene Ontology annotation, cellular component: cytoplasm. Lineage: Eukaryota; Metazoa; Chordata; Actinopteri; Pomacentridae.
ACUACUUGGCAUUAAAGACGGCUGGCGGUAGGAGCUGCGGUAACCCGCUUCCAGAAUCUACAGAGCAGUUUGCUGCCAACAUCAAAUUUGGAUCAACUUGGUGAGAGGGGAAAAAGGGGGAAAACCCAGAUUUGCCUAAAUGGUGAAGUCCUGGAUCUGAACCUCGUUCUUCCAGCACUCUUGCCAGUUGUGAGCCUUGUUGGCAUUUUCUCCAGCAAGAAAAACUCAAACUGAAAGCUACCAGACUUGGAGCCUUUAUUUGAACACCAGCCUAAAUAUAUUCAAAGGGUAAUAUUGCAGUAUACAGCAGAGUGGAUACUUCUGUGCGACAUCAUGGCAAAGAAAAACAGCCAAAGGGAUACAUCUGGGGUGGUGUUUGAUACUCGCUCAAAAAUGGUCAUGUCCCAGGGAGGAACAGCCGAGAGGAUGAAGGAGAAGAUCAGCGCUGUCAGGGCAGUGGUCCCCAACAAAAGCAACAAUGAGAUUGUGCUGGUGCUACAGCAUUUUGAGAACUGCGUUGAUAAGGCUGUGCAGGCUUUCUUAGACGGCAGUGCGGUUGAGAUCCUGAAGGAGUGGAAUGUCACCGGAAAAAAGAAGCCCAAGAAGAAAAAGAAGCCCAAGCCUCAGCCAGAGGCCUCGGCUGAGCCCUCUCCACCUGAGGCCACAUCGCCCGAGGAGAGCAAGGAUGAGAUGAACGGCUUUCAUGCCAACGGAUCAGUAAUGGAUGGAGAAUCACUUGAUUCGCUGAGUGAACAGUUGGACUCUGCCUCCCUGGAUGCAGCUGAGCUGGACUCUGAACCUGCUACAUCCGAAACCACCGGUGCAGAAGCAGAAAGUCAAUGUAGCGCUCCAAGUCCUGCUCCCCAGCAGGGAAGGAGGAAUCACCAGGGUCCAAGAGGCAACAAGUCCCGACACAGACCAGGCUCGAACUCACAUCCCCCCACUUCCUUGUUAGCAGCCACCAAUGAUGAGCAUGGAUCACCAGGAGUAAAGAAGAUAGCUUCAAACAUUGACCGCUCUGUGAAGGACCUGCAGAGAUGCACCGCCUCGCUGACUCGCUACAGGAUGGUGGUCAAGGAAGAGAUGGACUCAUCAAUCAAGAGGAUGAAGCUGACGUUUGCUGAGCUCCAGAGCUGUUUAAUGGACAGAGAAGUGACUCUACUGGCAGAGAUGGACAAAGUGAAAGCUGAAGCAAUGGUGAUUUUGGACUCCCGGCAGAAGAGAGCGGAGGAGCUCAAGCGGCUGACGGAUCGGUCGGCCUCCAUGUCGGAGGAGCAGCUGACUGAACUGCGUGCAGACAUCAAGCACUUUGUGAGUGAACGUAAAUACGAUGAGGACCUUGGUAAAGCUGUGAGAUUUACUUUUGAUCUGGACCCACUGAAGACGAGCAUCUUGGGCUUUGGAUCAGUUUACCAUCCACGUACAGGCUACUCAAAUCGAUCCCGCUGCAGCUCCACGUCAUCUUCUGUCGCCAGCCCCAGCCUGCUGGAGACCCCUCCCCCCACCCAGAUGCAAAGCCCCUCCACUGAAACCCGCCCUCCGCCAACCAAACAGAUUUUCCAAGGAAACAGGCGCACCUUCCAGGGACAAGGGUAUCACUCGGGGGGGCAGCGGUAUAACGGCGGUUCCUACCAUGACCGGAACGUUGGCCGGGCUAAUCACCGCUAUCAGGGCGACGGCGGCUCUUCUGGUCCUACGUCGCAGCACUCCAACAGCUCGAGAGGUCCCUCCCACUCCUCCACGUCCUCCCACAACCAAGACCGACCUUCUCACAACGGGCUGCCCCAAAGGCUUCCGCGAACACACUGCCCUUGACAUUGGAAAUCACCUGCUCAAUCAAACCCACCUACUAACCCUUGCACUCCCCUCCUCUCUCCGUACCCUCCCCCAACCCAACACGCUCUCCCCCUCCACUAACUCCUUUCAAUGAAGAAUAGAAUACAAGUUUACAUAUUUCCGUCAGUCGAGCUGUGGCGCCGCCUCUCUACAUUAAUCCAUUCAUCCUUCAAACUUGAAAAGCUCUCACUGUUCUGUAAUCGCUCUUCCUUUCCAUUUCCCCCUCCUGGUUAAGGUAACAGCUUCUAUCUUUAGGCCCCCUUUGAGAGAUCCCAUUGCUAUGCUGUUGUCAGUCUCUGUUAUUAGUUUUUGCAGUUAAACAGUCUGCCAGAGACUGACAUGAUUACUUGCAACAAUUUGUGCACUAUUGAAGAUGAACUCUUAGUACUUUUCUAUUUUUGCUGUGGGUUUGUCAGCUCUCUGAUUUGAUCGUCAGAUCUUUUUUUUUUUUUUUUUCUCCUUGUCUCCCAGAACCAUUUCAAUGCCUUCACCGUGGAAAGUGCUGUGAAAGUGCAAAAGUAGUUCUAGCAUUAACAGGGAUUUCUGUCAUCAGAGAAGUAGACAUGCAAUCAACACUACAGACUGUCGUUAGUCUUUGCAAGGUAAAAAUGAGACAUAUCAAACUGUAAUCCAGAGCUUUUCGUAUGGCUGCUACAAAGAGUAGGGAACUUGUUAACGCUAGGACUUAGAUAUGUUUAAGAGCAACUCUGUAGACACAGAUGUUGCUCUCUUAAAGGAGUAGUUUAGCAUUUGUAAAUACUCUCAUUCCUUCUUUUUGUUGAGAGUUAAAUGGGUACAUAACACCAAACUCAUGCCUGUAAAUAUGAAGCUAGAUCCAGCAGCUGGUUAGCUUAGCUUAGCACAAAGACUUGAAAUGGGGAAAAACUGUUUUGUUUCCUCUCCUAAUGUCACAAAUUGCUUCUGUAAAUCUCACUAAUUAACACAUUCUGUUUUAUUUGUUUGUUUUUGUGCAAAAACCAAAGUAUAAAAUCUACAAGUUGUAAUUUUAUGGAGGGUUGGGUGUGAAGGGAAACAAGCUUCGUUGUUACUCGUUUCCAGCCUUGAUGCUAAGCUAGUCAGCUGCUGCCUAUAUCUUCAUAUUUACCAAACACAUGGGAGUGGCGUCCAUGUUCUCAUCUAACUCUGCAAGAAAGUGAAUAAGCGCUUUUUCCGAAAUGUCAAACUAUUCCUUUUUAUUAUUGCCUAAGGCAGUGAUGUAUCACCCUCCCACUGGCCGACGGGGUUGUCAUGUGUGCUGAUGUUCUCGGCUUGCUGUCCGUUAUUUUAUAACUAAGAGAGGGCUCAUUACCUUUUGUAGAAUAAUGUUAAAAAGCUCAACAAAGAAACUCCUUUGUUGUGCACAUGUUUCGUAGUUCUGAACAUUUACUCAGCUGGAUUUUCUUCCACACGUGCAGUUUCUUCUUUGUGUUUUGUUAUAUGCACACAAAUGGCAUCUUAAUGUCGUGCUUGCCUUUAGUCACAGACUUCACAUUUGCCUUUCUAGAAACAUGGAUGUCUGCAUCAUGACGGCUUUCUAAAUAGAUGGUACUUGUAGAGCAGACGUGCGAUUUAUAAAUAUGUGAGAAAAUAAGGUGCAAGAUCUUUUCUUUCCCUUUUUAUAUCCCCACUUUAUCCAUCUGUGGAAGUAAAACUGAUCAAAUUGAUGAAUGCAUUGGAGGGUUGUAUUGAUUUCACCGAUCUGGUUUUCCUGUGGCUGCCAAGCAGUUGCUGCAAGGCUGUUGUUGGGGUUCAAAUUCAUCCUAGUGUCAGUUUGUGAACAAAAAGCUGAUGAAUACCUCAUUGCUGAUCCUUUGACAUGGCCUGCUUUGGGCCGUUUUCUCGCUGUGGGCUCUUAUUAAGGGACUGGGACCCCUGGUGGCUCCUCAGCUCUUUAUCUUCUUGUAGUUAUGUACAUAUGCGGAGCUGCAAGGCUGUGGUGGAAAACUGGUUGUUACAUUAUUGCUGCAUCUUCUUCAUAAUGUGUUGUCUUCCUUUGAGCAGAGUUUUUGAAAAAAAAAAAAAGGAAAAAAAAAAAGAAUUUAAAUGUUUUCUUUCCCCAGUUUUUGAUUCUUCACGAGUUUUCUCAUCAUAGGGAGAUUUUUUUUUUUAUUAUUUGCGCUAAAAGAUUAGGGAAUAUUGCGGAGAAAAGAGUGCAAAGAAUGCUGCUUGGCUUUCUUGUUCAAUGUUAGUAUAAAGCUUAGCAGCCAGUAGAAACAGGUGGCCCCAUUUAGGGCUCUUUCCUCCAACAUGUAGACAAUGGUCCAGGAUGGUUCCACAGAAAUGCUCUGAGGUGACAGCUUUUAGCACAGUUGGGGCUAAAGGAAUAGUGUGAAAACACUUCUGAUAAAGUACAGGAGGGGUGAUCAAAAAAUUCCAAGACUGCGCCUAUAGAAAUUGAACUGUAGCACACUUAAAUUUGGCUGUCGUCAACAUUGAGGCUACAGUGUGCAGCGAUCCAACACUUACAACUCUCCCUGGAAGUUCCUUCUGUAAACAUGUCGGCAUCAUCUGUGCUGGGUGCUGAGAAUAUAACGAUCUGUGACCCUUCUACUUAAAUUUCAGUUUGGAGAAGAUGAAGACGUCGCAGGGCGACAAAACUAGUGAGUAGGGCAAUUGGGAAGCAACAAUUGUGUUGUUGAAGCCAAUAAACCUGUGUGUAAUUACUGGAGACACUGCAGAUCAUUGCUCUCUCAGUCACCUCAGGAUGUUACAGUAGAACUCUGCCUUGAGAGUGUGACUCUGGUGGAAUAAUUCUUCAUGCGCAACCAUGUGAAUGUUGAAGAAAACCAUGACCAUGCUCUUGGUCUUGAAUCUUCUCUGGUUUUGGAAACCCCUAACCCUUUUCCACUGUGAAACCUUCUGCUUCUUCUCUUGGUGUUGGCUGCAGACCAGCCUCUCAUCUCCAGUGAUGAUCCUCAACAUGAAAGCUGCAUCAUUCUGCUGACUGACUUAGAAUUUGAUGUUCUCUUCUCUGCUCUAGUUUCCACCAGUGGUCACAAAAACAUGAAACAUGGGUCCCCGCUUUUGAUGAUGCAGUUUCAUUUGGUCUCCUGACAGUUGCUGCUCGUUCAGGUUGCACACGUGUGACCACGACAUGCUUCAUGCACCACAAACAGUCCCAGAACUUUUUGAUCACCUCUCGUAAAACUCACCUCUGCGUGGUUUGUCAAAGUGUGUUUUUGAUUGUGGAACUGGCUCAUUGUCACCCCUUGACCGAUGGGAAGAAAAAAAGAAACACUGGUCACAGCUGUGGUUGUGUUGCACCAGUAGCACAGUGAGUGUUUUCAGCCUUCUGGCAUCAGGAGGCAGCAAUGAGCCACUCGUUUGUUUUAAAAAAAAAAAAAAAAAAGAACUACUCACAGCUGCUUCCCUGAGCUUUUCUGUUGCACCGUCCUCACCGGUGCUAAGGAACUGCUGUUUUCUGUCCAAAUGUAACAAAAUCCUUCUACCAGCACCUCUAGAGCUCAUUAAUCAUCACAUAAUACCUCCUGUGUAUACUGUGUACAAUAACCAAAGUGUGAAAACAUUAGUUUGCUGUUUGAAGGAGGUCAACCACAAGCAGGAACUUGAAAUCUCCUCUGUUUGCCUGGCCAAACGCCUCUGAUAGUUAGUAGUGCCGUACAUAGCACCCCAUAUAAGGGUGAAUUGUCAUUUUUACACUUUAUACAUGACAUAAAGAUUUGAUGUGUCGAUUAGUGAACAUCUGAGGUGCUGGUAGGUGGCUUUUGUUGCAGUCAGACUCGCUCAAACUAAGCACAGCUUGACAAGGCAGCAACUUGGUGUAUUUUACAGUGUUUCCUCGUAUGUGUUUGCAGAGGUGGCAGGUAGGCUCCACUAUUACAAAGAGCUUUAUAGACUGAAGUUGUACCAAGUUCUACAACUUUCCUCCAACAGUUGUCCUCUGCGUACGGACGGUGAGCUGCAGUUAUGAACUGAUAAAGCGGUAGGACAGGUGACAAACUGUUCAGCCUUUAUUCCAACACAUCGCUUCUGUUCGACGUGCUGAAUUCAGACAGUGAUUUUCUCAUCGGCAAUGCUGUCCGUCUCUCUUUAGCCACGUCUUCUUUAGUUUUACAUUCCAAAUUGUAGGGAUAUUAGUUUAUCGCCAAAGAAAUAAUCUCGUCCUGUUUAAAACUGCUGCCCCCCCCCCCUUUUUUUUUUUCCCCCUUUCCUUGGCCUGUAAAGAAUUCCAAAGGGGAUAAAUCCAACAGUUCACUUUUUCUUCUUCUUUCUAUCCCACUUUAUUGCCGAUUCCUUACUGUAUAUACAUAUAUGUAGCUAUAUAAUUUUGUGCUCACAUGGGGCAUUUUGUAUGUGAUAUUCAUAGUAGGCAUAAUGGAGGUUAAAACACCUAGUUCAUUCAUUUUUUUCCAGUAGACCUUGUGUCCUUCAAAACUUUUCUGAGACAACUGUAAACUCAAGUGCCUUUUCUUGUCUCCCACCGAUUCAUCGACACCCCCUCCACCAGAGUAUGGACCAAAGACAUCGACCGUCCCUGACUGCCCAGCCCUCUCUUUCUCCCUCUCACUGAAUGGCACACUUUUCAUUUACAACAAAUAAACCGUUUGCAAUACCGA